Corylus avellana is the source of this 2990-nucleotide messenger RNA. The record is from RefSeq and is a predicted model, not a curated record. NCBI's taxonomy places the organism in Eukaryota, Viridiplantae, Streptophyta, Magnoliopsida, Fagales, Betulaceae.
GUAGCUCUCAUUUGUAUUCUUUUCUUUCUUCUUGUUUGUUACUCCUUCCCCUUCUUUCUGUAUUGCUUAGAAAAAAAAGGGACCAAGUUUUCUUCUAGCUAGCAUUUUUCUGUAAUUAUUAACUGCGUUACAGCAAGUUAUACAGAGGGAUAUAUGAGUAGCAUGACGAGGAAGCCAUGGCUCUUAUUUGCUCUGCUUCUAAUCAUGUCUUUUUACAGAGCAUGCUUCUCCAUAGUUGGUGAUACCCUUCCACCAGGUCACUCUCUUUUAGAGAGCGACACCAUAUUAUCUCAAGGUAGCAAAUUUGAGCUGGGUUUCUUCAAACCAGGCACUUCAUCAAAAAUCUACCUGGGCAUAUGGUAUAAAGGGUUUCAUGAGGAAAUUGUUUGGGUAGCAAAUAGAGAAAACCCUUUGUCUCACCCAUCUUCCUCAAGACUUGAGCUCUCAGAAAAUGGCAAUCUACUCCUGUUUGAAGGUUCCUCCGAGAUCCCAGUUUGGUCGACAAAUUUGGCAUUUCCCCAGUUAAAUAUAACGGAAGCAGUACUUCGUUAUGAUGGAAAUUUUGUUUUGAGAGGUAGAUCGAACACCUCUACUAUAUUUUGGGAGAGUUUCGACCAUCCAACCGAUACAUGGCUGCCAGGUGCAAAGCUUGGGAUCGAUAUGGUUACUGGAAAACCACAGCAGCUCAUUUCAUGGAAAAAUUCAGAAGAUCCAGCACCUGGUGUGUUCUCCUUGGGGUUAAACCCAAAUGGAAGCAAUCAGUUUCUCUUAGAGUGGAACAAAUCCCAAAUCUAUUGGAGUUCGCAAGUUCAUAAUGGAACAUCUCUCCGCUCAUUUUCUGAAAGGACCCUUAUCUUCAACGGAAGUUUUGUGUCAAGUAAAAAUGGAAGUGAGAGAUAUUUUACUUACUCUGUUCCUAAUCCUUCUACCCUUGCUAUAUAUCGAAUUGACCAAACAGGACAGAUUAGGAUACUGCUGUGGCUGCCUGUCGCCUCCGUUUGGAAUACACUUUGGUCUACACCGACGAACAUAUCUGAUGUCUACGCUUUGUGUGGUGCAUUUGGCGUGGUCCAAUACCCUGACAAUUCCUCAAAUCCUUGUGAGUGUCUAGAAGGUUUCAAACCAUUUUCCAUGGAAGACAACAGACUAAAUGAUUGGUCAGGCGGUUGUGUGAGGAAAUCUCCUUUGCAAUGUGAGAAUAAUACGCAUACUAAUGUCAAAAAAGAUUGGUUCAUGAAAAUAUCAAACAUGCGAUUGCCUGUUUAUUCGAAAGAAUAUAAUUUGGCCUUGAAUGCUAGCAGAUGUGAAUUGGCAUGCAUGGAAAAUUGUUCUUGCGCAGCUUAUGCUUAUAAUAGGAGCGGGUGUAUGAUAUGGGAAGGAGCUCUUUUGAACUUACAACAACUUCCAUAUGGUGGCGAGAUUGGACAAGAUAUCUACCUCAGACUUGCUGCUGCUGAGUAUCCAAGUACCCAAGUGAUUACUCUCAUCAGAAUCAGGCAAAAAAUGGAAAGUAUUGGUAGCUGUGCUGGUCCCUGCAACAGGGCUUAUCUUAUGCCUCUCAAUUUGAUUUUCAUGCAAAGGAAGGCUCAAACGGAAAGAAUUCUUAUCAUUCUAGAUCAAACAGGAGAGAUUCCUUCAAGUUAUAAUCUACUAUUAUUUGAUUUUGAUGCUGAAAUCCAUGCAAUCAAUGAUGAAAUGAAUACCAACAAUAAUAUGAAGAAGAGAGAGAAGGAUGCUGAGUUGCCACUAUUUAGUUAUGAGAGUGUAUUAGCUGCAACAAAUAAUUUCUCAGCCGAGAAUAAACUUGGAGAAGGAGGUUUUGGACCUGUUUACAAGGCAAAAUUACUCAGAGGGCAAGAAAUUGCAGUGAAGAUGCUUUCAAAAAGAUCUGGACAAGGUAUUGAGGAGUUCAGAAAUGAGACAAUACUAAUUGCAAAACUCCAGCAUAGAAAUCUUGUCAGACUGUUAGGUUGUUGUAUCGAGCAAGAUGAAAAGAUAUUAAUAUAUGAGUACAUGCGCAAUACAAGUUUGGACUUCUAUCUUUUUGAUCCAACCAAGAAAAAGAUGCUAGGUUGGGAGACACGCAUAUGCAUUAUUGAAGGGAUUGCUCAAGGGCUUCUUUAUCUCCAUCAAUAUUCAAGGUUACGAAUCAUACAUAGAGAUUUAAAACCUAGUAACAUUCUUUUGGAUAGUGAAAUGAAUCCAAAAAUAUCAGAUUUUGGCAUGGCUCGAAUAGUUGGAGGCAAUGAAACACAGGCAAACACAAACCGAAUUGUUGGAACUUAUGGCUAUAUGUCUCCCGAAUAUGCUAUGGAUGGUUUGUACUCAAUAAAGUCUGAUGUGUUUAGCUUUGGAGUAUUGGUGUUAGAGAUUGUGAGCGGCAGGAAGAACACAAGCUUCUAUAACAACGAGUCACUCAGUCUUCUUAGAUAUGCUUGGGAGUUGUGGAGAGACGAUCGAAGUUUGGACUUGAUGGAGCCAACAAUAGGAUAUGCUACUUUCACUUCUAUUCUGUUGAGGUUCAUUAACAUUGGCCUUCUUUGUGUCCAAGAAAGCCCGACUGAUCGACCUACCAUGUCUGAUGUAAUCUCAAUGAUUAGCAAUGAACAUGCACCUCUACCUACACCUAAGCAACCAGCGUUUUCCACAGGCCGAAAUAUGAUGGACACAAAUUCAACAGUUGACAGUGCAGGAAAUUGCUCGAAAAAUAGUGUAACUAUUUCAGCAAUGGACGCCCGAUGAUUGAUUCUUAUGUGAAAGAAACGAAAUGUUGGAGAAGCAAUCUUUUCAGCCUAAUUUGGAUGCAUGUUGAUAUGCUACAUAAUUGUCACUAAAUGUUGUCUUAGUUCACUCAUUUUAGUUUUGUUGCCAAUGAUACUAUAGAUAAAAAUGUUUUUUUUUUUUUUUGAAGGGCUAUAGAUAUAAAUGUUGCCAACAACUUCCAAGUGUCUCUAAAAGAUUAUCGGUUAUUGAUUUCCUUCCCCUCCCUU